Caretta caretta (loggerhead turtle) is the source of this 3183-nucleotide messenger RNA. RefSeq names its product angiotensin II receptor type 1 (gene AGTR1). The record is from RefSeq and is a predicted model, not a curated record. NCBI's taxonomy places the organism in Eukaryota, Metazoa, Chordata, Testudines, Cheloniidae. Gene Ontology annotation, biological process: G protein-coupled receptor signaling pathway; neutrophil chemotaxis; calcium-mediated signaling. Gene Ontology annotation, cellular component: external side of plasma membrane; membrane. Gene Ontology annotation, molecular function: C-C chemokine receptor activity; angiotensin type II receptor activity; C-C chemokine binding.
AAUGUUGGGGGUCCGAGCCGCAAAGGGAUACCAGCGCGUGACAGCCGCGGCCAAUUAUCCAGGGGACAGGCGGGCCGGCGGCGGGCUGCUCCUAGCAGAGCGGGGAAGACCCGGAGGAGCCUGGCUCGCCCAGGGCUGAGCGGCUCGCCCGGCUAGAUGCUGCACAGCUCCAGACAGCGCGCAGAGAGCCCGGGCGGGACCUCCCGGCUUGGCCAUUGCACCGCCCGCUCACCACGCGGCGUGCGCACCAGCCUGUAAGUUCCUGCUGCCUCGUAAGUGUUUCCAGCCGGGGCUUCAUGCACAGACUGUAUUGAGGGCGCCUGGGGUGCGGGUGCUUUAGCAGCACCGAGGAGGGGGCAGUAACUCUAAGUCUGCCAGUAACUGAGGUAGUAACCGCCCUUGUGGUUUUCCUGCCCUCUCCCCACGCCAGGGUCAGAUAAAGUUUAUAUUGUGCCUGAAUCCAACCUGCAGCAGAAAAGAUCAAGAUGAGCCUUAAUUCAUCUACCGAAGAGACUGUUAAAAGAAUCCAUGUUGACUGCCCCGUUUCAGGAAGGCAUGGCUAUAUAUACAUUAUGGUUCCAACUGUUUACAGCAUCAUCUUUAUUGUAGGCAUAUUUGGGAACAGUUUGGUGGUCAUUGUUAUUUGCUUCUACAUGAAAUUAAAGACUGUGGCUAGCAUCUUUCUGUUGAAUUUAGCCCUGGCUGACUUGUGUUUCCUAAUGACUUUGCCACUGUGGGCAGCCUACACAGCCAUGGAAUACCACUGGCCUUUUGGCAACUGUUUAUGUAAAAUAGCAUCAGCUGUGGUAAGUUUCAACCUGUAUGCCAGUGUGUUUCUACUCACAUGUCUUAGCAUUGACCGUUACCUGGCUAUAGUACAUCCAAUGAAGUCCCGACUUCGGCGCACCAUGCUUGUUGCCAAAAUAACUUGCAUCGGCAUCUGGCUGCUAGCAGGACUGGCUAGUUUGCCUGUCUUAAUUCACCGUGAUGUAUUUUUUGUUGAGAAUAUGAAUAUGACAAUUUGUGCUUUUCGGUACAAGACCCAUAAUACAACACUGCCUGUUGGGCUAGGUUUAUCUAAGAACAUGUUGGGUUUUUUAAUUCCCUUUUUGAUAAUUUUAACAAGCUACACCUUAAUCUGGAAGACGCUGAAGAAGGCUUACCAAAUUCAGAAAAACAAGACCAGAAAUGAUGAGAUUUUUAAGAUGAUUGUGGCAAUAGUACUUUUCUUCUUCUUUUCCUGGAUUCCUCAUCAAGUGUUUACCUUUCUGGAUGUAUUAAUCCAGCUACGUAUCAUAACAGAUUGCCAAAUUGUUGAUGUUGUGGAUACCGCUAUGCCCUUCACCAUCUGCAUAGCUUACUUCAACAACUGCUUGAAUCCCUUUCUUUAUGGUUUUUUUGGAAAAAAGUUUAAAAAAUAUUUCCUGCAGCUACUAAAAUACAUUCCACCAAAUGUCAGAGCACAUCCAAGGCUAACAACAAAAAUGAGCUCCCUUUCCUAUCGACCAUCAGAAAACUUAAGUUUAUCCAUGAAAAAGACUAUUGGGUCUUUUGACAUUGAGUGAUGUCUUUCAUGCUAUAUGCUUUAGAACAACCUUGUAUAUGAAAUAGCAAGAGUGUCAAAGUUCACCCAUAGUCCUGACCAUCACAGCUUAUUGCACAUUACUUAAAUGAUCUACUAGAUAUCAUCUUUGGAAGAUUUAGAAGUGGCCUUUUAUAUUGUCAAGAGGACUGUUUGUUAUUUUUAUUUGAAGCAACCCAAGAAGAUGGCAGUUGGGAGUCUUUUAGCAUCCUGCCUCAGAGCUCAGAACUUUGGAAGAAGCGUACAUGAUGCUCCUGGAAAGAUCUCAGAACUUAGGUUAAGGCAUGAUCAUUUGUGAAUUAUAUGAACUCUGCAGAAUUUGCUUUCAACAUACAUAAGCAAUUCUAAACUAACCAUUUGGAAUUGUUAUACAAAGUGUUACGAGAGUCAAACAGAAUGUUUGUUUUCUUUCACAUUAUAUUUGGUGGGGAUGGUGGAGAACAGAGUUACGUCUGAAAUAUGAAAAAUAUCCAUUUUUCCUUGAUACAAAUAUCACGUAUCAUUACCUUUAUAAUAAGGUGAAAAUAGAUAUAUGCAGGUCUCAUUCCCAUCUCAGAUUGAGAUUUAAGGACUUCAAGACUGUGUUCACAUACCUUUUUGCUAUUAUUCAUUUUAAACAUGGCAAAAGUUUAUAUCUGAAAUAAAAUGCAGUUUUAUUUAUUAAAUAUAUAUUUUUUAUAAAUCUAUGUUUCUAUUAGUUAUAUGUCAUACAAGGAAACAUUACUUUGUACACACACAUUUUUAUCAGUAUGUUAAAUGUAGGGUGGGUAUUUUUAUGGCCAUAGUUUAUAUAUUAACCAGUCUUACUUUCACUUGACCAUGAAUAUCCCCUAUUGACUUCAGUGGGAUUACUCAUGGAAUAAAAUUUUACUUUACAUUAGUAAGAGAAUCAGAAUCUGCCCCAUAUUAGCAAAAUAUGGACAUCCUGUGAUAGAGAUUGUUAGCAAGCUUCAAAGGAUCAGCCAAAAUUAUUUUCAUAGAAUAAUUACAGCACUAAAUGAAAAAUAAAACACAUUAAUUCAAUCCACUCAGAACUUCCAAACUCCUAAAAAUGUUCCAUUUUCUUCAGUAUUUCUGGACACGCAAAACUCCACAAAGCAAAAAUGUAAUAAUACUUAUUGGCAAAUUCUGCUCUCAAUCAUAGAAAUGAAAAUGUAGGACUAAACUUUGCUCUCAACUUCUAUAUUUAAACCAAAGUAAUUAUGAGCAGAAUUUGAUCAUGAAGGAUAUCCUGAAGGAUAUGGAAUUAUUCCCCUAUUUACACCUGAAUAACUGAGAACAAAAUCUGGCCCAAUAAAAAAAAUAUUUGCAGACAAAUUCUUGCCAAUAAACCUCUAACUUUUAAAAUAAUUUUCUCACUAUAAAAGAUAUUUAAGCACUGGAACAGGUUACCUAAAGAGAUUACAGAAUGCCAGUCACUGAAGAUUUUUAAGAACAGGUUAGAUAAACAGUUGUCAGGGAUAGUCUAGUUUCAGAGUAACAGCCGUGUUAGUCUGUAUUCGCAAAAAGAAAAGGAGUACUUGUAGCACCUUAGAGACUAACCAAUUUAUUUGAGCAUGAGCUUUCGUGAGCUACAGCUCACUUCAUCAGAUGUAUACCGU